AACAGAAGAUAUCGAACGGGUGGUGCGGAUAGCUCGAAUUUUGCUAAAUUAAUUGCCGAAAUUCGCUGUUUAGCGAUGGCUUUGUGAUGUUUAAUAUAUCUGAUGCAAUAUGAUGUAUGAAAAGAUCUAUUUUCAAUGUUUAAACUUCUGAUAAGAUGCUCCUAAAUUGAUGUAACAAUGAACGAUAGCGGUGCCGAAUGCUCUGAAGCCUUAGAUCCUCGAGUGCAGAUAGAACUUGAACGCUUAAACACAGCCACAGAUGAGAUAAACCGUUUAGAAGUUGAGUUGGAUGAGGCAAGACUAGCAUUCCGUCGUCUCCUUGCAGAAGGACAUUUACGUAUUCAGCAGUUGACAAAGAAACUCGGCACCAGCGUGCAUAAAGCAAGGCCUUACUAUGAAGCCAGAUUUAGAGCAAAUAUUACGUCUCAAGAGUUACAAACAGCAACAAUGGCAUAUGACAAGGCUAAUAGUGCGCACGCGGCUGCAAGAGAGAUGGUUUACCUUGCGGAACAAGGACUUGCUAGACUUGCGGAGGGCUCAGAAGGUGGACUUACCCUGGACCCAGCAUGGCAGGAAAUGCUCAACCAUGCUACACAUAGAGUUAACCAGGCUGAGGCAGACCGGGCGGCGGCCACGGUGACACAGCGCACUAAGGCUGCGGCACACCGCGCCGCUGCCACUUUGGUGCAGCAACUGCAAAACGGAUUAAAGCGACAUAUAGCCAAAUCCAGACCGUACUUUGAAGAGAAGGCGCGAAUUAACGCAGCUCUCGAGGCGCAAAAGGCUCGCAUCCAAACGUUAGAGGAGCAAGUUGCGGAAGCGAAACAGCAAUAUUCUUCAGCGUUAAGAAAUCUUGAAAGAAUAUCCGAUGAAAUACAUCGACAUCGGUCAAGGCGACAGUCUACGAGGAAUGAUAUAGAGCGCCUAACGUUCACGGAUACCAAUAGUGAAAACACUAGUGAGAUGGAGGAGCUUUGCGCGUCGAGUACUGACGCGAGUGUACGAGAAUGGUUGCGCCGUGCGGCCGACGCUCAGCGGCCGCGCCCGCACGACUCCGAUACAUGGACGGAGAUAGACCUCGAUUAUUCAAGCCCGGAGGAGAUAAGCUUCGAGAAAUGUUCUCUCCGUCCGCGGUCUACUCCCGAAAAGACUCCAUCGCCGCCCAGUCCUUUAGAGUCUAAAGUAUCAGCCGCGUCUCCGAGACGUAUAAUCCGCGCUGAACGAACACUAAGGAACGAACUGAGGAAUGAACUGAGAGCUGAGCUGCAGAAUGCACGACGACAGAGUUUGGACGCUUUACUUCAUGAUACAGGGGAAAGAGUCAAGGAAAUGUUUCAAGGUCUAUCGUUGUUCGGGGAGCGGCGCGGGUCGGGGUCAGCGCCGCGCACGCCGCGCCGCCGCUCGCCAACCGCGUCCUCCGCCUCAUCCGAUAGACAUUCCGACACGGACAGUCUGCCCAGUGUGGAAAUGUUAACGGACGAUCAAAUAGCGUCGUUAAUGUUGGACGCACAACUGGAGGCGGUGUGCGAGCGGCUGGCCGGCGUCGCCGUGCGCUCCCCGCGCUCGCCGCGCUCGCCGCACUCCCCGCACGUGCCCCACGCGCCCCACACGCCCCACACGCCCGACACUAGAUAUUGAACCUUCAUUACGUAGCGGUAAGGUAGACAUUCGAUUGAUACGCACCACGAUCAAAUUGAUUUAUUUGUGUACUAAAGUAGCAUUUUGAAUCUUAAUGCAAUUGAGUUAAUGUUUAUUUUUGAAUGAAAAUGAAUUUCACAGAUAAUUUAAUCUUUGGCUUUGAAUGUAUAAUAUAUUGAACCUUAUUGCUAUAGUUAUAGGUUAUAAUUUUAAAUGUCACGCGUAAAAAAAUUUGGUGAAGCAAUUUAGUGAAUUGCAAUUGUUUUUUAUUAAGCUAAUGUUGAUUUUAUAAAGUAAUGCGAAUUUGUUUCCUAUUUAUUCGGAAUACGGUUGAAUUUUGAAUACUAAGUGAUAAUUCUAGUACAUUCUAUAAGAAAAUUUAGAAUACUCAAUUCCGUUUUAUUUUUAUUUUGAUAUAAGAAAUUAAUUCAUUAAAUUGUAUGAACAAACCUAGAAAUUCUAAAUGAAUGCAAAAUUCAAGUAUAUUUCUUGAAGUCGUUUAAACAAUUAGUUUUAUUAUAUUUAUUGAUUUUUAAGUAAUAAUUUAGUCUCGAAUGUAGCGUAAUUUUCGUAAUUUUGAACUUUAUCACCACCGCAUAAGUCUCACAAUAAUUACCAC
This is a messenger RNA of Papilio polytes (common Mormon), 2257 nucleotides long. Its product is annotated as SH3 domain-binding protein 5 homolog. Gene Ontology annotation, biological process: intracellular signal transduction; negative regulation of protein tyrosine kinase activity. Bases 178 to 1638 code for a protein of 486 amino acids. The transcript is spliced from 9 exons. The record is from RefSeq and is a predicted model, not a curated record. Gene Ontology annotation, molecular function: protein kinase inhibitor activity. Lineage: Eukaryota; Metazoa; Arthropoda; Insecta; Lepidoptera; Papilionidae. Gene Ontology annotation, cellular component: cytoplasm.